This is a messenger RNA of Phycomyces blakesleeanus NRRL 1555(-), 726 nucleotides long. RefSeq lists its product as hypothetical. The record is from RefSeq and is a predicted model, not a curated record. The transcript is spliced from 7 exons. Lineage: Eukaryota; Fungi; Mucoromycota; Mucoromycetes; Mucorales; Phycomycetaceae. Gene Ontology annotation, molecular function: thiamine diphosphokinase activity; ATP binding; thiamine binding. Gene Ontology annotation, biological process: thiamine diphosphate biosynthetic process; thiamine metabolic process. Bases 1 to 726 code for a protein of 241 amino acids.
AUGAAUGACUGGGCACCUUCCUCUAUUCUCUUACCUCAGGGCCCACCAAAACCCUUUUGUCUGAUUCAACUCAAUCAGCCCAUUGUCCAUGUUCAUCUUUUUGAACGCCUCUGGGCUAAUGCAACCAUACGCCUUUGUGCUGAUGGUGGUACUAACAGGCUUUAUGAUGCCUUUGAGAAUUCACCCGAGAAGCGGGACAAGCAUCUUCCUGAUGAGAUUAGAGGUGACUUAGACUCGAUUCGCCCUGAGGGUGUGACAGUAACGCGGAUAGAGGAUCAAAAUUCAACCGAUUUCACAAAAUGUGUGUGUUUGAUGAAAGAAAAAGAGGCCAAGUUGGGAAUCAAAGAUCUUGAUGUGGUGGCCAUGUCAGCUAUUGGAGGCCGGUUCGACCAGACAAUAGCAAGCAUCAAUACGCUUUAUUUUAUGAAGCAUGAAAAAAACCGACAUUAUGUGCUAGUGAGCGAUGAGAACUUGACAAUUCUUUUAGACAAGGGAAUACAUCAUCUGCAAUGCUCUGAAUAUGAUGGUCCUACAUGCGGUGUUAUGCCUAUUGGCUCCCCAGCAACAAUUACAACUAAAGGCCUAGAGUGGAAUCUCGACAAUACUCCUUGCUUUUUUGGCGGGAUGGUUAGCACUUCUAACGCUAUUGCUGCAGAGUGUGUUGUCAUUGAGACCGACUCACCUGUAGUGUGGACAUCUGAACUUAGACCAGAAAACGUAAAAUAG